Messenger RNA from Aspergillus niger, 2847 nucleotides. RefSeq lists its product as hypothetical. The transcript is spliced from 6 exons. Lineage: Eukaryota; Fungi; Ascomycota; Eurotiomycetes; Eurotiales; Aspergillaceae. The record is from RefSeq and is a predicted model, not a curated record. The coding region runs from base 1 to 2847 and encodes 948 amino acids.
AUGGCUUCUAAUUCCGAAGCUGCCGAUAUUCCGGAACUUACCAAACUGGCACGCGACCUAUAUCUUACAUGCAAUUCUAUCUCCGGAGAUGCCCCUGACGGCUUCAACCAGCUUGUAGCUAGUCUGGCAUCCCUGCAUAGCGUGUUUCAAACCUUGAGGGAUGAUGUCAGCACCAGGAAGUUCGAGCUCGCGGAGUCAGAUGACGAAUGCAGGCAUACUCUAUAUCGGUGCCUACAUUCUUGCUCAGGGACCUUACAGCAGCUGAAGGAGGUGGUCGACAUGUAUCGAAAUACAGGUUUUGAAAACGGAAGGCAGCUAUGGCAGUCCAUAGAUUGGAUGACACAGCAAGCAUUUAUUGACGAUCUCAAGUCCAAGAUUGUGGCUCAUACAUGCUAUUUAGGCGUAUGUGUCGGCUCUCUUACCAAACCGUCUUUAGGAAGAACUGAAAGUUCGGCGACAAAAGAUUCGGCAAAAGACUUACCUCCACCAACUCCUUCAUCUUGGCAGGCACAUGACGACGUCUCGCCUAUAUCAAUAUCAGUAUCGACGCCUCGCCAGCAGAACGUCUUUAUACUAGCGGAGCUGGAUGGCACGGAACCCACCAGGCCAAAUCCUGCCGCUACACAACCCUCAUGUCCGCCAGAAGAGCCCUCUCAUGUUUCGGCUUCCUCCGAAUCCGUUGUUUCGGGACACUCGGACACGUCUAGCUUCACAGCGACUACGUACACUUCACCUACUAGUCCAGCUUCAUCAACUUUUAGUCCUCCACAAUCAAUUGUUUCAGAGGCCUUUUCGACAGAGAAAGAAGUGGUUUGGGCUCGUGGACCAGGAUCUGGAUUCUCAAAUAUGCAGAAUCAAGGGCGAAUUCAACGGUCAACCUCAAUAAAGCCAGGCGAGUCAACGCCGUGGGGUAGCCCCGGCCAUUCAGGAGCUGAUGCAAUACAAGAACUCCACCGAUGGCAACUGCGAGAGCAGAUCUUCCGAUCGCUGCGAUGUGAACCACGCGAUAAAACCCAUCAGCCUGAUGCAGAACUCCUCGCAAAUUUUGAUCAUAUAGCCCACAAGGAAGAGCGAGCUCAGCAACUCACUGCGAGAUGCUGGCUGUUGGUUGCUGUAUGGUGGCUUCUGAAGGUAUACAUACGCAUUAAGCCUUUCUCUCGUGACAGAUGCUUAUGUUUGGAAAGGCCAGGACAGCCCUUGCAAAUAGCGAAAGAUCAACACUUGCAAGCACCAGAGGCAGCAUCUGUCAGACGUAAGCUCUUCAACGAACACCUUACUUUGUUCAGGCUAAGCCAUUCAAAGGGUCUCAAAGAAGACUUUGGGCAAUUUAGCGCUGUUGAUAUCCCUGACUACGCUGCCAUCCACUCGCAAAACCUCGACUUCUGGGAACCUUUACAGCCUGAAGAGAUGAUUGGGAAGGAUGGCCAACCAGCUAAACCAGGAAACUUCUGCUAUAUCACGGUAGAAUUGGAAGAUGCUGGUAAAGAGGAUGAGCAAGUUCUUUUCCGGACUUUUGUGAAUGCAGGCAUUGGGACUAAGAAGCUCCUCAAAGUGGCUAAAAAUGACGAAGCUAAAACAUUAUCAGUGGCACCAGGGGAUCUGGCUCAGUUAAUUCAGGUAUCAAAUGCGUCACUCACCAAUCUAUCCGUGCCAAAGCCAACAGAACCCGUGACACUGAAGUUCGACACAAUGAGUUUGUCGGUUUCGUUUCAAUACAUGUCAGAUAUCAUGCAAGUGAUCAGUAUGCCUAAAGCAUACUUUGAUGCUGUCCAAAUACGGGAGCCGCUUGAUUCUGACCAAUUCACUGAGACAGUCAUUUUCAAAAGUCCAGCCGAAUCUGUUGAGCAAUUGAGAAUGCCUAGCCUGGUAUCGACUAGUCCACCUACCGUGCACAGGUCCUGCGAAGUGCGCAUCUUGGAAAGGUCUUUUGGCGAGGCGUGGCGCUCUAUCCGACGCAUGGUCAUCAGCUCUUCAGCCGCUGACAAGCCUGGACAGACUACCGAAUUCUUCAUGCCUCUGAGCCAUGUACAAGUCAGCCGUACGACGGCUUCAGGCUUCAUUUUGCUGAAGUGGUCAGAUACUGGUCAGGAGAGAUCCAGCAAAACAGAUGGGAACUACCAUCCACUGUUCACUUACAUCUACGACAGUAGCAACCCAAACAUAGGUCUUGGCAUCCAAUUCCGCUUACAAGAGGCAGUGGAUGAACUGGAAAGGGUUGUUCUGGGGUUAAGCACAAAGCCUGCAUUCACCUGGUCUCAGGCCAAAAGCUCAGGCCAUGUAUAUGAGGUCGCUGACAUUGCGCCGGACGAGAAACGCUACAAGGCGGUGAUGUUGUACCGGGCUGAUCACCGAGUGUUUUUCUCUCACUGCGAAAAAGAGCUGAGGGAUAUGACAGUGGAUUUCAAUGAAGAGGAGGUACUGAUGGCGUUCAUGUCCUCGCUUGCAUCAACAUAUAAGCUGGUCUUCUCCAGAAGAGCGACAUCCCUCAUGACCAAAGAAAAGCUACUAAUUCUCGGUCCUAAAAAGUCAGUUAAAGGAGACUCGCAAGUGCAGCUAUGGCGCGACGGAAAUACCAUUUGUCUUGCUUCGCGUUGGGGCGACCAUAUAAUGGACAGGUGGCUCACAAUGAGCAUACCGACAUCAGAACCAUCCAGAGCAGGAAAUCAAGUCAGCUUCUCCCCAAACAGCUACUCACGGGGGAUGGUCCUCAACAUGACAAAGAUUGCAUCAGGGGCAGCCAAAAAUUUAAAUAGGGAGCACAAGACGGGGCCGAUUACCAUCACCUUUCCCAAUCUAAAAGACCGGGAAGAAUUUGUUGCGGUCAUAACGGACAACCACCUGAAGUAG